AUGAGAGAUAUCGAGGAUGCAGACUUACCUAAGAUCGAAGAAUACAAAGAAAGGUCUAAUCUUAACGAAACUGAACUUUUUAUAACGUCGUAUUUGGAUGAGGUUAAGUUGAAUGAAAUAAUAACUAAAGUUAACAUAUUAUCAGAGGAGGAAUUCAAAAAUGAUAUUGUAAUUGAUGAUUCCAAUAAAGCAAAUACCUUUGUAUGUCGAAGAGGAUGUGAUUCAGCGGGUGAAUUGUUUACUGAUGUGUUUGAUUUCAGGGAUCUUUGUGUUUUAUUCGAAAAAAACCACAAUGAAUUUAUUGAAUUUAUCCGACGUAAAACCGUACCCGUCGCCUACAAUACAAGUAAGACACAUGAUAAGCCAAAAUCGAUUAAAGAAAAGCUUGAUGAAGUUGAAACAAAAAAACCUAAAAAAAAGCCCGUAUCCAAGCAAAUAAUCGAAGAAGACGAGGUAGAUAAUGAUAGCUCUGAUGAAUUUGAAUCGGCGUUAGACUUACAGGAUGAACCCUCAAGCGAGGAACUUGAAUCUGAUGAAGAGAUAACUGAGUCUAGAAAUUCAAGCCCUACUAAAAGAAAAACAAGCGUAAAACAAAAGGAGACAAAGGAGAAACGAAAACGUUCAAAAACACCAAAUAGCCAUUCUAAAUUUGAUGAUGAAUCAAGGCAAUUUAUCACAUCUGUGGUAAGCCCUUUAAAUAAAAGAAUGAAAAUUAAAGAUUCGUCCAAGCCAUCUAUUCUAGCAUUAUCUCCAAGAAAGGCAAAGAAAGGAGUUUCUAAUGACGAGUACAGCAAAGGUGGGACGUUGGGAGUAGAUGCAUCAUCAGAAGCAUUCAAAGAAGUGAAAGCAAAGUUGCAUACUUCCACAAGGCUAUCUUCAUUACCAUGCCGUGAGGAUGAAUUUACAUCAAUUUAUCUUAACCUAGAAACUGCUAUACAAGAACAAACUGGUUGUUGUUUAUAUGUAAGCGGGACUCCAGGUGUAGGGAAAACCGCCACAGUAAGAGAAGUGAUUGCACAAUUAAGAGAAUUGACUGAGAUGAAUGAAUUGAAUGAUUUUGAUUACCUUGAAAUAAAUGGGUUAAAAUUACUUUCACCAAAUGUAGCUUAUGAAAAAUUGUGGGAAAAAAUUAGUGGUUUGAAGGUAACGGCAUCUAAUGCUGCGUUGCUCCUAGAAAGCUAUUUUAGUCAAGAUACGCCACGCAAGCCUUUGAUUGUACUUAUGGAUGAACUAGAUCAAAUUGUAACUAAAAAGCAGAAUGUCAUGUAUAAUUUUUUCAAUUGGCCAACUUAUUCUAAUUCGAAGUUGAUUGUUAUUGCGGUUGCAAACACAAUGGAUUUGCCUGAACGUGUGCUAUCUAAUAAAAUCUCCUCGAGAUUGGGGUUGAGAAGAAUCCAAUUUAUUGGGUAUACUUUUGAACAGUUAGGUUCAAUUAUAAAGCAUAGACUAGAUAUGCUUACGAAGCAAAAUAAAAGAAAGGUUAUUAUCAAUAGCGAUGCUAUUGGAUUUGCAUCCAGAAAGGUGGCCAGUGUUAGUGGAGAUGCAAGAAGGGCUUUGACUAUUUGCCGUAGAGCUGUUGAGAUUGCCGAGAAGGAGUUCGUGUCUAGUAAAGAAGACCCUAGAAAUGAAGAAGAAAUAGAAAAUGAAUCAUAUCACGUACAAAUUUCGCAUAUUUCUAAAGCCAUCAAUGAAACGGUCAACAGUCCCAUUUCGCAAUUUCUAAUGACUUUGCCAUUUGCAUCAAAGCUAGUUCUUGCAGGUGUAUUACUUAGAAUGAAGCGUUCCGGCUUAGCUGAAAAUUCAUUGGGUGAUAUUAUAGAUGAGAUGAAGAAUUCGCUAACAAUGCUUACUUCGAGAGAUGGUGACAAGGCAUUAGAAGCAAUAGAUUCUAAGAUGACACUUAUAGAUUUACUAUAUGGAAAUGGUCUUCUCCAAUUACCUGAUUCAGACUUUAAUCUGAAAGAUACGAAUAUUAGAAUCCUCAGGUUUAAAUACGUUGUUAAUGAGUUAGUUGAAAAUGGUAUUCUUCAACAAAAUGUCAGAGGCGAAAGACAUAGUCUUAUUAAUUUGAAUAUUUCUGAGGAAGAAGUUGUGUCUGUAUUGAAACGAGACAAGGAAAUAAGUAGUAUACUCUGA
Messenger RNA from Debaryomyces fabryi, 2136 nucleotides. RefSeq names its product origin recognition complex subunit 1 (gene ORC1). NCBI's taxonomy places the organism in Eukaryota, Fungi, Ascomycota, Pichiomycetes, Serinales, Debaryomycetaceae. Gene Ontology annotation, cellular component: nuclear origin of replication recognition complex. The transcript has a single exon. Gene Ontology annotation, molecular function: chromatin binding; DNA replication origin binding; ATP binding. Gene Ontology annotation, biological process: DNA replication initiation; mitotic DNA replication checkpoint signaling. Bases 1 to 2136 code for a protein of 711 amino acids. The record is from RefSeq and is a predicted model, not a curated record.